This is a messenger RNA of Leptonychotes weddellii (Weddell seal), 6221 nucleotides long. It is a transcript of the gene ITPRIPL2, whose product is annotated as ITPRIP like 2. The record is from RefSeq and is a predicted model, not a curated record. NCBI's taxonomy places the organism in Eukaryota, Metazoa, Chordata, Mammalia, Carnivora, Phocidae.
GCAUGCUGGGCCGGGGGCGCCGCCGGGGCUCGCGCCCUGGGCUGCAAGGCCGCCGCUGCCCCGGGCGCCCGGUAUGUCGGUGCACUACACCCUCAAUCUGCGCGUCUUCUGGCCCCUGGUGACCGGCCUCUGCACUGCCCUCGUGUGCCUCUACCAUGUCCUGCGGGGAAGCGGGGGCGCCCGGGCCGAGCCCCCCGACGGUGCGGACGGCGGCUUCCCGCUGCUCAAGGUGGCCGUCCUGCUCCUCCUUGGCUACAUCCUCCUGCGCUGUCGCCACGCUGUUCGGCAGCGCUUCCUGCCAGGGUCUCCUCGCCUGGGGAGCCACCCGACCUUCUCUCCUAGACACUUCCGAGAGCCGAGUCUUGGCAUCUUGCUGGAGAGUUACUACGAGCACGAGGUGCGCCUGUCCCCGCACGUGCUGGGCCACAGCAAGGCGCACGUGAGCCGAAUCGUAGGCGAGUUGGUGCGGGCUGGCCGCGCCCGCGGGUCCCCCGGCCCCAUCCCUGGCGGGGCGCUGGCGUUGGCCUUCCGUGGAGACUUCAUCCAGGUGGGCAGCGCCUACGAGCAACACAAAAUCCGGCGGCCCGACGGCUUCGACGUGCUGGUGCCGCUGCGUCUCCCGCCGCUGGUGGCGCUGGAGCCGCGGAGCCUGGGCGCCGAGCCCGCGCUGGCCCCCGCCUUCCGCGGCUGCUUCGUGUGCGCCCUCAAGGCGCCGCCCGGGGCCUCCGGGAGCCACUGGCUGCGGGACUGCAAACCCUUCGCCGACGGCUUCUGCGUGGACGUGCUCGGGCGGCGUCACCUCUCUGCCGCGCUGGUGCUGCGCUGGUUCCAGGCGCACCUGCAGCGCUCCCUGGCCACCGUGCGCUACAGUCUGGAGGGGCGUUGUCGGGUCAGCCUGACCCCGGGCGGCCUGGAGCAGGCUCCCACCCUGCACAUCCUGCCCUGCCGCACCGACUACGGCUGCUGCCGCCUUUCCAUGGCAGUGCGUCUCAUCCCCGCUGUGCAUUUGGGCGACGGCGUUUUCCUCGUGGCACCGCCACCAUCCCCCUCGCCCGUCGGGCCUCUGUCGGAGCUCCCUGGAGGCCUGCGCACGGAUGCACUGUGGGGUGUGAACACAGCUCGGCAGGAGCAGAAGCUGCUGAGCUGGCUGCAGGAACGGGCCCCUCCAGGUGCCUGCUACCUCAAGUGCCUGCAGUUGCUUAAAGCUCUGCGAGACCUGGGCGCCCGCGGGCUGGACCCGACGGCCGCCACCCAGUGGGGACGCAUCCUGUCCUCAUACAUGCUCAAGACAGUGCUGCUGGCGGUGCUGCUGCGGGAGGGGGCUCCUGCUUCAGGCUGGGACGAGGCGCACCUGGGCGAGCGGUUGGAGGAGUUAGUUCAGUUCCUUAGGGACUGCCUGCUGAGACGCCAUACGCUCUUCCACUGCGUCCUGGGCCCUGGUGGGGCGGCUGCCGAGGUGGGCCCGCUGCCCAAGGUACUGCGUGAAGCUGCCCCCGUUGAUCUCCUGGCUGCUUUCGACAGGCACGCCCGGGAACUUGCAGCGGCGCGGUUGCUGUCCACCUGGCGAAGGCUGCCCCAACUUCUCCGGGGCUACGGGGGUCCUCGCUACCUUGCCAGGUGCCCCCCACCCCGGAGUCAGCGCACGCAGGGGUUCCCUGAAGAUCAGCCAUAAACCUUGACAGUGCCCCCACCCGGCCUAAUGCUCCUAAAGCCUCUCCCACCAGAUGGGGUGGGGAUGGCAACGAAGCCAGUUUAAUGCAAGGAAAUGAGGUGCCAAAGGUGAUGGAAAAUUUGGCGGGUGACGUAUGGUGGCUUAUAUGUCCCCCCUGACUCCACAAUCCAGCGUAUCCUUAGCAAGCUACGGAAAGACCUCCAACACCAGCAGCUAAGAGUUGGUUCAAAUGUUGGUUUGUGUGGAAUGAUUCUGCAAAGGAUCCAGCUUUUAGGGAAGCCCAAUAAAGGAAACAAGAACUAGCUGCAGAGAAAGUUCCCUCUGUCAGUUUUUGAGACAGAUCUCUGGCCCCCAAAUUCUAAGAAGCUAUUUUUUUUUCCCCCUAUAACUAUUUGCUCCGUCCUGGGUUCCUGGUUGUCUUUUAAAAAAUCGGAAUCUUUAUCUACAACUGGAAUUGAAGUUCUAUUCUAGGGGCUAAUGUUCUGAGGAAUACAGUUUUCACUAUUCAAAUUAAUAUUAAUGUGUUUUUUAAGUGGUGCAAUCACGGGUGUUUGACAGGACUGCAAAGAAUUAAGUCACAUGUGUUGAGGGGCAGUCAAGAGUUGGUUAGAGAAACUUCCAGAGCAAAUAGCACUUUAUUUUGAUCAGUCCUUUCAUUUUGUGGUAAUUGCCACUGCCAAGUGUUGCAUCCAAAAGGGAGGCCAGUUACCUUUAUUAUAAAGAAAUGUGCAGUCUUAAAAAGCAGGCUUGCUUAACAUCCUGCGGGCACACCCUACGGUAUGUACCAGUCAGCAGGCAUUCAUGGAGAGCGCACUGUGAGCCAGGGGCGCCAAGUAGCAAAAAAUAUGUGUUUAGGACCAUACCGGUGAGCAGGGAAAACAGGUUGGGUUUUGAGAAAGAUACAUUUCAGUCUUUGCCUAUCCAGGUGAGUCACCAGAGCUUGCUGCUGGCCGGAGGCGGAAACAUUUGUUGUUGUUUGAAGCCUUUUGAACAAACUCCUCUGCAUGGAAAUGUCUUUCUGAGUUUCGUGAGAUAAUGAGCAAAUGCCUGCCGUAGUGCCUAGCAUGUAGUUAGCUCCCAGAGUCAGUGCUCAGUGAUGGUUAGUGGUCACCACGUUUCCCUCCCAUCCCCCUGGCGGCCUUUAAGUGGUCCUAAGGCCGACUUGGAGGAGCGGCUGAUUCGGCCCAGGUCUUGUAAAGCAUUUCCCAUAGACUUCAGUAUCUUUGGCUCUGUGCUCCCUGACCACGGAUCAGCAGUCAGCUGAGGAGAGUGAGGUGCGGGUGACAGCUCUUGGCCAGCAGUCUGCUGUUUUUUCUCUUUGGACAUCAAUAUCCCCAACUCACUUUAGGUUUAGGUUCAGAAUAGUCCAUCAUCUGCUUGCCUAAUAGAAAAUGCAGCCAGUCCCACCCAGUGUUAGACUUUGGGACUCUUUAAUAUUUUUGACAAAGACAUGUAUUUCCUUAGACUCUUAAAGGUAAAACUUGGAAGACAGAAAUAGCCACCUGAAUAGGGCCAUUGUUUAGCUUCGGGGUUAUUCUGAGGGAAUUCUUUAAAGUUUCUUUAGGGGACCAACUUGGCCACUGCAGGAAAUCAUUGUGAAUAAAUGAUUUGCAGGGGAUCCUCGUGGGAGCUGCAGAGACUUCUUAGAUCCUUUGCAACUUUGGACUGUAAGAGAAACAGUUGCAAAUGUCAUGCCCUCUCUUUGAGGUUGUGGGGACAGUUCCUCUUGAUAUCACAAAGGUCAUUCCCAGUUUUUAAGGUCAGUGUUAGGUCAUAAGGUACUGAGUUUAGUAAAGGGAUCAGUCUACCAACUUCCUACAAAGAUAUAAACUGCAGAGUGUUUCUUAAAAUUACUUAUUAAAACAGAUGCAAAGAGUAAGUAGAUCUUUAUAUAUAUAUAUAUUUAUAAUGUUUCCAUAUCAGCCCCAAUUCCCCCUGUAGUCUUGUUAAGUCUACUGAAAUGGGGAACAGCAAGGCUAUUGGAAGGAUUAUAAAGCUUUAAAAGCUGAACUUUCCAAAUGUCUCUAGUUGAGUUGAUAGCUUCCUUUUUUUUUUAUCUUGCUAGUCGUUUGAAGUUUAAAUCUGGUAACAUUUUUGUUCUUGUAGUGUUUUUGUUAUUUUUUUUUUCAGGUUAAUUACCCAAAGCCUCAUCCAUCCUCAAGAUUUUUAAAUUUUAUUAUUAUUUUUUAAUUAAUGGGGCAUUGUGUUUGUGAAUUGUUAAAAUAUUGUUUUAUUUAAGCGCCAUGCUGAGCAAUUGUUCUCUGUACAUGGCAACCAAAACCUAGAUUUCGAUCAAUUUUGAUCAAUGUGUAGUGAUCCCAAACAUGUACUGUGUACAAAUGAAAUAAUAUGGUAUAUUAGCCAGGUGUGAUGGUUGCCCGAGGCACUUAAAUUAAGCUCAAUUCUGUCUUUUAUCAGGGCUCCAUCACCUCCUUGAUCUGAAAUGUACACAUUUUUGGUGUAUACUUGGUACUAGAGAUUAAUGUAUGCAAAGAUUCUUAUACAAGCCUCCAAAUUGCUCGUGGUAAAAAAAAAAAAAAAAAAAAAAGAUUAACUGUCCAGCCAGUGCCGGAAGAAAAGUUCUGGGGACGAUGACUCAGCCAUUUUGCCUGAAGACACCCUUCAGUAACUCCCACUGACCAGUCUUGGGAGCCAUCCUGGAAGGCUCGUUGUGGGCUGAGAAAAGGAGACUUUUUUUGCAAGAGGAAAUGGAAGAAGCUGUAAGAAGGGAGACCGAGAGCAAGGGAACCAAGAGAAAUCUGAAGAAUUCAGGAGAGAGGCCUUAAGAGGGAAGUGAAGGAAGAGAUGGCGAGAAGGGGAACCCCAGGGAAGGGGGGGAAUCACAUGAGGGUGCAAGAGGUUUGGGUAGGAAAAACAUUUUUAGCUAUGUGCUAUUUCAAGCCAGGGGUCGCAAACUCAGCAGCCUGCGGAAGCAAGGCAGGGAGAUCAGUCCGGGAAGGGGUGGGUGGGUGGUGGGGGGCUAUGCCCCUCUUAAACAGGGCAGCCAUUGGUCAGCUCUGUGCUGGGAAAAAGGGAGGGAGGGGCCGGAAAUCAGGAUUCUUUUUUUUUUAAAGUGAAACUUUCUCAUUUUUAAACAAAAUCGUUUUAAAUUGUCCCACACACCAAGUGGGCCAAACAGAGCAUUUGCUUGAGCCUGGGGCCACCAGUUUGCGACCCCUGCUGAACAUGGUUAAUCCUCCAAGUAUAUAUAAGGUUAUAUUUAUUGUUCUGGAGAUGUCGUUAUACAUAGUUGGGGGUGUGAUAUUUCAAGUCCUUAUUUCUCAGAGCUAAGCUUUAUUAUAGAAACAAACCAAAAAAAAAAAAAAUAACAGGGCCACAGAUAACACUUAACUCAUAGUUCCCAGAAGGACCCUCGAUCCGGGAGCUGUUCUUGUCCAGCUACACAUCCUCCAAGCAAACCACUGGGGGCCAGUUCUUGGCAUUUCCUUCCUGGUGAGUCGGUGCUCUGUCUCGGAGUUCACAGAUGAGUAAUCAGGAAGGAUUGCAGAAUAACUUGUUUCUUUUUGAUUUGUAUUUUGUUCUGAUUUUUAAAUUAGUCAUUUUUUUUAAGUAGUCUCCCAGACUGUGGCUUAGCAGUGAUGGUGGGUGGCCUUGGACCCCAGAAAACCAGUGCUGGGUCUUCAGGCCAAGCUUCUUAGGCUUGUUACCAUGCCCACCGCCGAGAACACUGUUGGCUUCCACCAAAACUGACAUCCUCGCGUUCGGAAGGGAUGAACCAAACAUGCUUCCAAAGCAUCUCUUUUUUUAACCUCAUGGAGUAAGUCACUCUUUCUAUAAAAUGUGGCCUUUGACUUAACUUAAGAAGACUUAACUUAUCCCUACCCACCUGGAGGAAGGCUAUUACCACCUUCCCCAGUAGUGGGGGAAAUGAACCUCAUUAACAUUUCCAGUGACCCUUGGGAGGGAAAAAAGUUCAGUGUUAUCAUCUUGGUGUUUGUUAAUUUUUUUUUUUUUUAAAUCACACGUCUGUUACUUAGACACUACUGUUUAUUUUCUUUUAUACCUACAUAGCACAUGGUUUGAUGGGAAUUUAGCAAGUAUAAGUUGGGAGAGGCUGAAGAUAAUAUGCAAUCAUCUAUACAGAGAGAAUAGCCUAAAAAAAUGAUAUGUAAUCUGGUUUUUGAAGUAUCAGAUAUUCAGGAAUAUUUUUAGCACCGUUUGCUUUAAAAAAUAAUUGUGCCUUGAUUCAGUGACUUGACUUUAAAACAUUCCUCUUAUUUUAUUGUUAUUUUAAAUGUGUAUUCUGACCCCCAGCUGUGUACUCUGACGCAGUCUGCUGGCUGCAGUCAUAGUAUAUGGUUUGUUCCGAUAACAGAGACCAAAGGGUUAAUCAAAUAUGAUCCCGCUGCUACAGGUGUGUGAUUAAAAGUUUUAGAUCACACCACAUUUCCAUGGCCCAAACAGUUGGGGCCAGCCAUUUGUUUUCUAUUUCAGGUUGGAGUAAAUUUGCACUUUUAAUCUUUUGGGUUUUUUGAGGGGGGCCUGUUCUUUUAUACUUUGCUUUGUUAAUAAAGGAACUUGUAGAAAA